AUGGUGGGGAAUGGAUCUAUCAGGUCAAAAGUCGAGUCUGUCGAAAGCAUACCGUUUAGCAACACGAUUUUGGCACCACUGACCGCCAAGAAAACUGAUUCUGCACCUACAAAUUCUAGCGAAAAUGUCGAGAACCGAAAGCCGAAAAAGCCUCCACCAGUUCCCAAGAAGCCCUUCUCUGUGCGAAGUGGAAGUGUGGCAUCUGUAAACUCUCAGCAUCAAUUCCAUUAUGACAAGGAGCUUGAGGAGAAAUUCGGUGUCAAAACAAAAACUGGCUCUUACGAAUAUACAGAAGCUUGGGCCGUUCGCCAUGGUAUACUCCCCAAUCAGAAAAAAGAGACGCGGAAAAAAACUGUCGAGACAAAGAAUGGUGUUUCGGCAGAAAGUGACAUAAAUAGUAAGCCACAACGCGAGACCAGCGUUUCUUCCGAUUGUGACCUGGUAUCCACAGUAUCGUCAACUCGCACUUCGUCUUUACGAUCAAUUUUAAAGAAGAAGCCGAGUAAAGGCCCACGCGUAAGUGCACACCCGAUUUCACACCCAGUCCCGUUUAUCAACAUAAUUGUUUUUCGUGCUUUCAGUUGUACUAUCCGGGAGAUCGCUGUCUUAUUAUUCUUGACGAAGACUCAAUUACUUUGCUGAUAAAUAGCAUCCGUCGUUUGAGUAGGAGCGAAUACGCCUUAUAUGAUACCUUGUCGUAUUUCUUCUAGAGUGCUGACCAUUCUUCGUCCAUACUGCCACAUAGAUCUUAGCACUCCUGUUGUCUGCACUAGGUAAUAUGUAGUUUUUUUGCCGAUCUUCAAGCUAAUGAUGUUAUUGCUUCGAUCGGACCGAGUGUGUAAGUUGUUGCAUUGUAACAGUAAUACGUCUGCCACUUCGCGUCUAUUUUAAACUCCAACACUGACUAUUUUUGUUUGUCCAUUAUUGGCUUAUACAGCUUAUUUAACAGUGUAUUUCACCAGAAAACUGUUCCAUUUUUAGAGUAACAAGAGCAUAUCGUUCAAAGAUGAUGACGAAUUAACCACGAAUUUCAACUACCCAUCAGAGAGAAGUCUGAGUGAGGACAGCUUUGAAAUGUAUCGCCCUCAUUUUUAUGACAGCGAUUUGGGAUCCGAGGACGAAUUUGUCAUGAGCUUUGGUCAAAAGUACUGGGAGAACCCACCUAGCUCAUCAUGCAGCACUCUUGUAUCCGAUAAAGACACUGUGACGUCCUCCAGUACUGUUCGGGGGAGAUCCUCGUCUCGCGGUACCCAUUCUAACUCUCCUACGCUCGAAAUCGGGAGUUCGGCGAGCAAUUAUUCUGGCUGUAAGUGUACAAGUCCGAUCAAUAAAGUUUAAAUAUUCCAGUCCCUAAAGAUACUUGCCAGACCUAUAGUUUUUGAAUUUUUCGGUGACAGCCUCAGUUAUGUCUAUUUCAUUGAACGUGCUGCGUUGUUUCCAUUGUAAACGCAUGUUACAGGCAGAAAAGUAAGGGAUCACACCAUUUUAUCAUAUAGGUUAAGUCUUUCCUGUAUCUAUUUUUCUUUGUAGUUUUGAUUGCCGUUUACACUACUGUUACUUGA
Molecule: messenger RNA, 1562 nt
Organism: Spirometra erinaceieuropaei
Lineage: Eukaryota; Metazoa; Platyhelminthes; Cestoda; Diphyllobothriidea; Diphyllobothriidae
Source: the annotation of a GenBank genome assembly